Messenger RNA from Necator americanus (New World hookworm), 921 nucleotides. RefSeq lists its product as uncharacterized. Gene Ontology annotation, molecular function: L-xylulose reductase (NADPH) activity; carbonyl reductase (NADPH) activity. Bases 1 to 921 code for a protein of 306 amino acids. NCBI's taxonomy places the organism in Eukaryota, Metazoa, Nematoda, Chromadorea, Rhabditida, Ancylostomatidae. The record is from RefSeq and is a predicted model, not a curated record. The transcript has 9 exons. Gene Ontology annotation, biological process: glucose metabolic process; xylulose metabolic process.
AUGGGCAGCGAUCCCCUUCUAGAUCUGCGGAGGCGGGGCGACCGUCCGACUAAUGCCAUCGAAGCUGCUGAAGAUAUUAUUAUAGAAAUGUCAUCUUGGCUCGGAUCUCUACCCUCACUCCUUCGUGUCAAUCCAGGUUUCUGUUGGCUACCUGCACUGCGAAUAGUCGUUGCAGAACCGGCAAGCUAUGCAUUGACACAACUCAUGUGGAAUGCUGCUUACCACCGCCGGAUGAGUGUCCCACAACUGUUCAACUCGGUUUUAAGUGUGUGGUACGUUCUCCUGUCAACUGGUGUACUCAUAAUGGUGACUGUGGUGGAAGAAAGUGUUGUCCGACAGGAUGUCACUAAACGAUCAUUUGGUCAUUCACGCUCCUCAAUGUCUGCAUCUUACGACUUUAAGGGGAAGAAAGCUCUUGUCACUGGUGCAAGUAAAGGUAUUGGUUGUGCCAUAGCGGCUGCGCUUUCACAAGCCGGUGCAAAGGUGGUUGCCCUAGCCAGAGAUAAGGAAAAGUUGGAAGAAUUACGCAAGAAUCACAGCAACAUUAGCAUAGUGGUAGGUGAUGUGACGUCAUCAGAAUCGUCCCUCCGAGCACUAUUAGCUCCAUAUCAACCGUUCGAUAUUUUGAUCAACAAUGCUGGAACAGGUUUUGUCGAACCAUGUCAUAGUCUAACUGAAGAUGCAAUAACGAAGCAGUUGGACGUGAAUUUGAAGGCGCCCAUUAUUCUCACUAAGAUUGUGACAUCGGAAAUGAUCCGAAACUCUGUACGUGGAGCCGUUGUUAACAUUUCAUCGCAAGCAUCAAUGAGACCACUGGAACAUCACACUGUGUACUCGAACAAGACAGAUGUCUCGCAUUCUCCUGAGGAAUGGCUCGCUGAGGUCGCGCUGAAAGAGCAGUAUUCUAGUUCUUCCAUCUAG